This is a messenger RNA of Chaetomium fimeti, 1357 nucleotides long. RefSeq lists its product as uncharacterized. The coding region runs from base 354 to 1223 and encodes 289 amino acids. NCBI's taxonomy places the organism in Eukaryota, Fungi, Ascomycota, Sordariomycetes, Sordariales, Chaetomiaceae. The transcript has a single exon. The record is from RefSeq and is a predicted model, not a curated record.
CAAGUCUUUUCAUCACAAUGAUCCACUGACCAUUCAACGACAAGCCUCGAGUGCGGAAAACUUCCUCUGGGCGGAAAUUCCCAAAACCCUAGUUAUGUGGCGUUAUCACGAGCGAAACCGGACGCGGAUAUGAUGUUACCGAUGUUGGAGUCGUUUUCAUGGACCUUUCCCUGGACCCUCUGGCGAUUAUGAACGUGCUUGAGAUGGUAAAAGAUCGCACCGGAAUCAAGCUCCCUGCUACUUACACUCUUUCGAGACGGCGCCAGUGGCGCUGAAGUGGAAAGGAAGUCUGGAACGGCGAGUAACUGUUCAUCCCCGUUCUCUCAGAGUUUAUCAGCCCGGAGGUCUCGUGGAUGUUGAGAGUAUCAUCGACCGUAGCACUUGGCCUUUCAUCAAACCCACCUCGCGGGGCUGUCUUUGAUAUCCCCGGGAAUGGCGGCUUUGCGGAUCACCAGGGUGGCGACCGCUGCGUCGGUACGCACGGUCACACCGGUCGGCAUAACGCCAGUCGGGCCCAUCUACGUAUGAGAAGCUCAUCCGGGAGCACCCCCUGCAUGCGAACACGCACCGCCUUUUCCAUGUCACGGGUUGGCAGUUUGCGGAAUGCCUCGCGGCCGGGGCGAGGCGGACCCCAUCAGGCUGCUGCUGUUCGGCAAGAGCAAGUGCUUGGUGCAGGACUCCUACACCAAACAUGCCCCCAUGCCGGUGGUCGCCUCCAGGCUCCCUGUAACACUCCUCCAGAGCGUCUUCUCCCGGAUAUCCCGCGAGCAGAACCGCAGCAUCGAGAUCCUCAAGGUGGGCGCCAGGCUAGGCGGCACGACGUAGUUCGUGUUCGACAUGCUCAUGGAGGCCGGCAUCCUGUUCGAGUACGUUGUUACCGACGUCUUGGGGUUCUUUUUUUUCUUUUUUUGUCGGCGGCGGCUAAGAACCGACACGAAACACUUCCCGGCGGACUACAUCGAGUACCCCGUUCUCGACAUGGGAACGCGCCGCCCCAGCAACUCCAGGACCGGUUCGACGGGGUGAUGUCGACCAACUGCAUCCACGCCUCCAAGAGCCUCGCCGUGUCCUGCUCCAACUCGCAGCGCCUCUUGCGUGUGGGUGGUUUAUUCGCUCUCGUCGAGUUCACCACCUGGCUCUACAGGCUAGACAUUGUGUUCGGCUUGCUGGACGGGCGGUGGCUCUUCGAAAACGACAAGAAGCAUUGUAUGUACGGUGAGUGAAGUUGUGGGGGAAGCCAAGCUGGAAUACUCUUGCUCCCCGGACGUGUUGUGGGUGAAGGGACUGAAUCCCCAACUGAUCGCUCGUUGUACUUCGUAGGUGUCACAAGCUGUUUGUUUUUUGCCCGGGAAUAAAC